AUGAACUUUCAAACGUUGACUUCUCAGAUAGAGCAUCUGGGAAACUCUGGAAUAAUAUUGAGUCCUGAACAGAAGGCUCUGCUGGAAGUGUCUCUCCCAGUUUUGAAAAACGAUGAAAAGUUAACAAAUUUGCAAUUUUGGGGUAAAAUCAGGGGGGUUAAUUCAGAUUAUUUCAUUACAAAAGGUUUUGGAAAUAAUUAUUUUGGCCCGAAGAGAUAUUUCUACAGUCAGGACUGUUUAAGCUGGGGAAUACUGAACCCGCCUGACAAGGAAAUGGUUAAAAAGUCAAAACUCGUUCAUGAAAUGUUAACAGGUGAUCCCACUUUUGUCAGCGAAUCAAAAGUUUUCACUCAACCUGAUGAACAAGAAACCGAAGAAAUCAUGGUGACAAUGAAAGAAGAGGACAGACUGGCUUGCGUGAUUCAAAGAAUUGAAAAGGACGUUUUUAUAGUGCCUAGGAAGGCCUUCAUUAAAUUAUCCAACGGAGAUGUCAUUCCUAAUAGGAGUUUUGAAGGCCUAGAAGCGUCAGAAGCUUGCCAGUUUUAUAACUUCAUGCACUUCAGAAAGGAACGUAUGCAUUCGAAAGUCUUCAAUAGACCUGACAUCGAAAAAUCGAUCGACUUCAUGGAUACGAUUGAGGACGAUAUCCCUAAAGGUUCAUGGAGUUUGCAGAUGGAGAACGGAGAGACAUUGGUCACUUUGAAGAGUCUACUCUGGUUGGGUUUGGUUUUUUAUCACGUUGUAGGCACAAAACAAUUUGGUUGUUCAUAUUUCGGCUACGGAGAUUACAACAUUGACCUUCCAUUCAUGUUGUAA
Messenger RNA from Helobdella robusta, 816 nucleotides. RefSeq lists its product as hypothetical. Gene Ontology annotation, cellular component: axoneme; radial spoke. The coding region runs from base 1 to 816 and encodes 271 amino acids. Gene Ontology annotation, biological process: motile cilium assembly; cilium movement involved in cell motility; axoneme assembly. The record is from RefSeq and is a predicted model, not a curated record. Lineage: Eukaryota; Metazoa; Annelida; Clitellata; Rhynchobdellida; Glossiphoniidae. The transcript is spliced from 5 exons.